AUGUGCCCACCAGCGUAUCGAGUCACGGUCUUACUCUCAGUGAUGUCCAGCACCUUUGGUCGCGUGAUUAAGAUGAUGUCUGAACAGUUCUUACGGGCUAGUGUUAUCGCCCUAAUUACCGCGCAGAAGUCUUACAGGGUCACGGGGGGCUCCAGUGGAAUUGGAAAGUGCAUUGCUAUCGAGUGCUACAAACAAGGUGCAUUUAUAACUCUGGUUGCACGAAAUGAGGACAGGCUGGUGCAGGCAAAGAAAGAAAUUGAAAAGCACUCCAUUAAUGAUAAACAGGUGGUGCUUUGUAUAUCAGUUGAUGUAUCCCAAGACUAUGGCCAAGUAGAGAAUGUCAUAAAACAAGCACAGGAGAAACUGGGCCCAGUGGACAUGCUUGUAAACUGUGCAGGAAUGUCAGUUUCAGGAAAAUUUGAAGAUCUUGAAGUUAGUACUUUUGAAAAACUAAUGAGCAUCAACUACCUGGGCAGUGUGUACCCCAGCCGAGCUGUCAUCACCACCAUGAAGGAGCGCCGGGUGGGCAGGAUCGUCUUUCUGUCCUCCCAGGCGGGACAGGUGGGACUCUUCGGUUUCACGGCCUACUCUUCAUCCAAGUUUGCCAUCAAGGGGUUGGCUGAAGCUCUGCAGAUGGAGGUGAAGCCAUAUAAUGUCUAUGUCACCGUCGCCUACCCACCUGACACGGACACCCCUGGGUUUGCAGAAGAAAACAAAACAAAGCCUUUGGAAACCCGUCUUAUUUCAGAGACCACGUCUAUUUGCACACCAGAGCAAGUGGCCAAACAGAUUGUUAAAGAUGCCAUACAAGGAAAUUUUAACAGUUCCGUUGGCUCAGAUGGGUACAUGCUCUCAUCCCUGACCUGCGGGAUGUCUCCAGUCACUUCUAUUACCGAAGGGCUCCAGCAGGUGGUCACCAUGGGCCUUUUCCGUAUGCUCUCUUUGUUUUACCUUGGAAGCUUCGACAACAUAAUUCGUCGCUGCAUGAUAGAAAGAGCAAAAUAUGAAACUGCAGACAAAACUGCCUAAAACCUUGGGAAAAGAAUAUUUCUAAAUAAUGUGAGCAGCUUGCUGCUGGAUGGGACCCAGUUGUUGGCCCACAGACACUUGGGUAUUGCUUUGAAUAUGUCAGAUGGGACCAGCGGACUUCGGCAACCUGGCUGCAAAGCGAGGGGGUAGAGGUUCAACUGCAGACAAUAUUAUUAAUACUAUGCAAACAUGGAAUAGGAGAGCAUCUGAUCCCUGGGUGGAGAGGUGAUGACGGUGUGGGACGUAAUAGGUGCGAGCAGGGUUGUUAACCGGAUUCCAGAGUGAUCAUUUACAUUUUCUCUAGUUACUCUUUUCUUCCCCCAUAGAGAUCAAGUCCAGAAAUCUACUUCAUGACACAUAAGAUGUUGUGAGGACUUCUUAAACCUUCUGUGAGAGGCAGUUUAUGGGUUUCUGGGGCUUUUUUUUCUCUUUUCUCUUUCAUUUAGUGUAUUUUAUUCAAGAUGAGUUUACGCGUUGCUGAUGAAUCCCUGGCUUACUGUGCUUCUUGCCAGUGGACCCCUGUGGAUUCUCUCUCUGAUCCUAUGAAACUCCAAAGGGGAUGGGAGAGGGCAGUGCAGGGAAGGGAAGGAGAUGGGCAUUUUCCAGUCAGAAAAAGAAUGCUUUCUUGUCUUCUUUAGAUUCAAACGCUUCGGGCACUUCUCAUUUUUCACUCGUGGGGAAAGGCAGCCUCCUAAAAUGUUUCUUGAAGAGAAAUAAAAUCUUAGAAGCCUAAAUGUUUACAAUUUUUUUCACUAGCCACGAUGAGCUGAAGUUUCAUUCCAUUAUAGUUUAUUCUUCUCGUCUUUUCCUUCCCAAUUUUGCUUCUACUACUCUAAUAUUUUUGUAAAAAAACACAAAAAACAACCCAUUAAAAAUUUCUGAUUUGACCUUUUCAAUUCAUUCACAAACUAACGAAAACUAAGAAAAACAAUGAAGCAGUGUGAUGAUGUUCUCGUGGUAGAUAGUAGCUUUUAGGAAAGGCUGGCGUCACAUAUUUAAAUUUCACUCAUUAAGAAAAGAAAGUUGGACACCAAAGCCAAUCUCGAAGAUACUAGAUUUUGAAGUAAAACGACUUCCCGUUGUUCCUGUGACCGUCGCAGCGACCCUGAGAACGUUCCCUUUGGAGCACGUGCUCGGGAAGCGCCGUGGUCACUGGAGCGGCUCAGCUCCGGAAACCUCGCCCUGCGCGCUGCGUCCAGACUGCGGGCCCUGCCGUUCAUUUGGUGGAUUUCCAUAGCAAGUGCCUCUGGUGAGUCUUAGCCAGAGCCACCUGCUUCGUCCUGUCCUUGUGCUCCUUCGAGUAAGGACGGCCACCUUCAUCACAACACGAUGCCCCCUCCUUGCCGUCAGGAUGCGUGUCUGGAGCACCUUCCAGCUCAUCUGGGUGAGAACAGACCACUGCUUUCAAAGAGGAAAGUUGUUUUUUUUUAUUGUUAAAAGAAACUCUACAAAAGAUUAAAGACCAAAAAACCAUAGCAAAGCCUUUUUUGCUCUUGAGCGUUUGAACCUCUUGACUUAAUUUUUUAAAAGUAAGAUGUUUGCCUGCCCGGCCAGAGUGGCUCAGCAUCAUCCCCAGCACCAAGAGGUUGCUGGUUCGGUCCCCAGUCGGGAGCAUGCCUGGGUUGCAGGCUUGAUGGGGGGCCUACAGAAGGCAAUCGAUCGCUGCUUCUCUCUCACAUCAAUGUCUCUCUCUCCCUCUCUCUCUAAGCAUGACCUUGGGUGAGGAUUUUUUUUUUUUUUAAGUUUAAAAAAAGUGAGAUGUUUAAUGGCUCUAAUCCAUGGGGUCUUAUUAAUCAAGAUGUGAGAAUGGCACAUUAAACACUAUCAAAGACAAAGAAAUUACUAUUUAAUGUUUAAGUUGCUUGGGAUGAUUUCAGUGCAGUUGAUGGGGGUGGGUUGAUGCCCUCAUGGGGUCAUGAAUCUUUCAGUCUUAGGUCGCCAUUGUCUGCAAACUCUGCGGAGUCAUAUUGUGCAGACUCUAAAGUCGAGUAAGAGCUGUAUUUUCCUAAUUUGAAGAAAACAGUUACAUUUCAUAUCUGGAUUUUUCUCAAUUUUAUUCUUUUCUCAUCAGUGUUCCUCACAUGUUGGCAUCUUCUGCUGGUCUCUAUGGAAAUCUAGUCCAAGACGGUGUCUCAUUUAAUAAAAGUAAUUAACAGUA
Messenger RNA from Miniopterus natalensis, 3187 nucleotides. Lineage: Eukaryota; Metazoa; Chordata; Mammalia; Chiroptera; Miniopteridae. The record is from RefSeq and is a predicted model, not a curated record.